This is a messenger RNA of Solea senegalensis (Senegalese sole), 8437 nucleotides long. It is a transcript of the gene cux2b, whose product is annotated as cut-like homeobox 2b. The record is from RefSeq and is a predicted model, not a curated record. Gene Ontology annotation, molecular function: DNA-binding transcription factor activity, RNA polymerase II-specific; DNA binding. The transcript is spliced from 22 exons. NCBI's taxonomy places the organism in Eukaryota, Metazoa, Chordata, Actinopteri, Pleuronectiformes, Soleidae. Bases 134 to 4759 code for a protein of 1541 amino acids. Gene Ontology annotation, biological process: regulation of DNA-templated transcription.
UGAACUCGCUGCUGUUUUCUUUUUUUUUUUUUUUUGAAAGUGGGUCCGCUGGUGGUGAAACGUUGGGGGGAAAAAAAUCCAGCCCACGUAUUUAUUGCAGCCGCUGAAAAAAAUCUCCUCAAUAUCCCCCAAGAUGGCCGCCGAUGUAGGAUCGAUGUUUGAAUAUUGGAAGAAAUUUGAUCUACGGCGGCUCCAGAGGGAGCUAAACUCUGUAGCAUCUGAGCUGGCGGGUCGACAAGAGGAGAGUGAACAUUCCCACAAGCACCUGGUAGAGCUGAGCAGGGAGUUCAAGAGAAAUGUCCCUGAGGAAGUCCGGGAAAUGGUGGCACCUGUUCUCAAGAGUUUCCAAGCUCAGGUGGUUGCUCUGAACAAGCGCAGUAAGGAGGCAGAGUCUGCAUUCCUUGGCAUCUACAAACAGCUUAUCGAGGCCCCAGAUCCAGCUCCCGUGCUGGAGGCCUCACACACCCUGGAGGAAAGGCUACAGCAGCUUCAGAGUUCGGCCCCAGACGGCGAGGCCCUGGUACGAGAGAUCAGCGGGUACUGGAAGAAACACUUGGAGUGCCUUGAAAAGACAGGGCUCACAGAGGACAGUCCUGGUGAAGCCGCCCACUCCAGCUCUCCAUCCUCUCUGAUGACUCCCAACAGCACACCCGCUCCUGGGGCCCCAGGUUCCCCACAGCCCAACUAUCAGGACCAAGCUGAGGACCGAGGGGAGGAAGAGGAGGAGAGCGCUGACGUUAGUUUGGCUGACAGACUAUCAGAGGCCGAGGAGAAGAUCAAGGGCCUGCAUUCAUCUUUGAACACUGCACAGACAGAGCUGCUGGACCUGCGGUGUAAAUAUGACCAAGAGAUGACGAAGAAGGCAGUGGAGGUCGACGCCAUCAUGGCAAAUCUUGAGAAAGCAAACCAGAGAGCGGAAAUGGCUCAGAGGGAAGUGGAGAGGCUAAAGGAGCAGUUAGCCAGCAGCCAGAGUGCCAGCACGGGGACCUGCCAUCCAACAGAGGGUCCAAGCAGGGAGAAGAAUGCGAAGGGCGAGGUGUUACCAUCACAGUUGGAGGCCGCCUUGCUGGCUAAAGACCGCGAAAUCCUCCGGCUCCUUGAGAACAUUCAGCGGCUGCAGUUCACACUGCAGGAAGUUCAGGAGACGUCGGCCAAUCAGAUCCUGGAGCUGGAGCGCCAGUUGGCAUACAAGACAGAAGCUAUUGAGAGAUUAGAAGCUAAACUGCAAUCCCAGAUUGAUUAUGAAGAGAUUAAAACUGAACUCAGUAUCCUAAGGGUAAUGAAGCUGGCCUCAGCUAAUGGCAGCUCAUCUCAGGAGUCUGCCAAGGCUGCAGAGGCUCUUUUACUGGAUAAAGAGGCGUUUCUUCCAUCUCACAAGUACCUGAUGGAGAAGGCUCGAAUUUUGCACAGCAAUGAUGAUGACCAGUCUGAUGAUGCAGUCAGGGAGACAGGCAGACCACCCGGCUCCCACUCGUCCUCCUCUCAGGUGGAUGGCCGUGGCUCCACCAGCCCAGGCCUCCCCACCCUGGAUGGUUCCUCCUCCAGCCAUGACCUCCUGCGUCCGUUCUCCGUGUCGCCGUGCUCCUUGGACCGACACUCGGGGGACCACGUCCUCCACAAGCAGCUCCUUUCCCCACACUUUAAAAAGGAGGGCCUCAUGGCGUUUCCCACGGCCCUCUACGCAGCCAAAGCUGCCCUCAUGUCAGCGACCCAAGCGUCUGCGGCAGCAGGCAGCGGCGACGCUGGUUUGCCCAGCGACCAGUCGGAAAGCGGUAGCUCAACGGCAGGAGACGAUGACCAGCUGGACACGGCCGAGAUUGCCUUCCAGGUGAAGGAGCAGCUGCUCAAGCAUAACAUUGGCCAGCGUGUGUUUGGCCACUAUGUGCUGGGCCUCUCUCAGGGCUCGGUCAGUGAGAUCCUAGCGAGACCCAAACCCUGGAGGAAGCUGACGGUGAAAGGCAAAGAACCUUUUAUUAAGAUGAAGCAGUUCCUCUCUGAUGAACAGAACAUCCUGGCACUUAGGACCAUCCAGGUCCGCCAGAGAGGGAGCAUCACUCCGCGCAUCCGAACUCCUGAAACUGGGUCAGACGAAGCCAUAAGGAAUAUCCUGGAGCAGGCCAAGAAGGAGAUCCAGUCCCAGAGGGGAGGUGAUUGCAAGUCAUCUCUGAACAGCUCAUCAGGCAGAAGCAGUAAUGGAGCAGGCAGCAGCUCAGAUGAAACCAUAAAGAGCAUUCUAGAACAGGCCAGGAGGGAGAUGGAGGCCCAGCAGCAGGCCCUGAUGGAGAUGGAGGCCUGUGGGAGAGCUUCCACUGCCAGUUCAGGAGCACAAAUGGAACAUCUAGGACCCCCGGAGCGCUCCAGGAGCCUGUCUUUACCAGUCUCCAUCAAACAGGAGGAAGGGGGCUGUGUUACCGUGUGUAUGGCUAACACCAUCAGCAGCCCGCAAACACCUCUCAGUGUGCUCUCCCCGGCCGCUUUUGUCCAGAACAUCAUUCGCAAAGUCAAGUCGGAGAUCGGAGAAGCGGGCACCUACUUUGAUCAGCACUGGUCACAGGAGCGGAGCUCGCUGGGCCUCAGUAUCGGAGGCAGCUCUCGACCCUUCAAUUCAGUCUCUCCUUCCUUGUCUUCCUCCUCCUCUGGGCCCUCUGCGUUGCCCCGGCCAUGGCCCCGUCUGGAGAACGGAGAGUGUCUCCCCAACAGUGAGGAGGCCUCUGCCGCCGAGGACGAGCUGGUGCUCAGCAGGCCGGUGGAGGUAAAGGUGGAGUCGGACACAUCGGUAAGCGGCGAGUCUCCAGGACCCGGCACAGGACGCCUGUCCUACUACCCGGCGUACAUCCCUCGUGCCCUCAAGCCCACCGUCCCGCCACUGACUCCAGAGCAGUAUGAGAUGUACAUGUAUCGAGAGGUGGACACCAUUGAGCUGACCCGGCAGGUGAAGGAGAAGCUGGCGAAGAACGGCAUCUGUCAGAGGAUCUUUGGUGAAAAGGUGCUGGGUCUUUCUCAGGGCAGCGUGAGUGACAUGCUGUCACGGCCUAAACCCUGGAGCAAGCUGACCCAGAAGGGCAGGGAGCCCUUCAUCCGUAUGCAGCUGUGGUUACUGGACCAGCUCGGCCAGAGCCUUAACCAACCCCCACACCAGGGCCAUGCUCAGGAUAAAAGCCCAGUGACGGCCCACUCCUCACCCUCCCCACCCUCUAGUCCAGCAGAGAGCCACCCGAGUCCACUGGUCGAGCCUGUCUGUCUCUCUCUGGAGAGCAGCAAAGAGAACCAGCAGCCUGAGAGCCUCGGGCUGGGCCUCCCCCCACACACAGACGGAGGCAAAUCUACUCCCAGCCUCAUAGCUUUGCAUCAGCCCACAAACCCUCUUGGCAUCCAGGAGCUGGUGGCCAUGUCUCCUGAGCUGGACACCUUUGCCAUCACAAAAAAGGUCAAGGAGGUGCUAACGGACAACAACCUAGGCCAGCGUCUGUUCGGGGAAACCGUCCUGGGUCUGACGCAAGGUUCGGUGUCGGACCUGCUCUCCCGGCCCAAACCCUGGCACAAACUCAGCCUGAAAGGCAGGGAACCGUUUGUCCGCAUGCAGCUGUGGCUCAAUGACCCUCACAAUGUUGACAAGCUGAGGGCCAUGAAGAAGAUGGAGAAGAAAGAUAUCACUGUCUUCCCUCCAGCCUAUCUGAAAAGGCGCUACGGGCUGCUGAGCACCGGCUCAGACAGCGACUCCCCCAGCACUCGCUCCGAGUGUGUGAGUCCGUCCCUGGUCUCGUUGGACCUGUGCCCGUUCAGCCAGGUGAAGAAGCCCCGCGUGGUGCUGGGAGCAGAGGAGAAGGAAGCGCUGAGGCGGGCCUACCUGCUGGAGCCGUACCCGUCUCAGAACACCAUCGAGAUGCUGGCCUCUCGACUCAACCUCAAAACCAACACCGUCAUCAACUGGUUCCACAACUACAGGUCCAGGAUGCGACGGGAGGUGCUGAUGGAGGGUCUGCCGGACAAUGACACCGACCCUGAGCACCACAGUUACUCCCCCUCAGUGACGCGGAGCCCCCACUCUGACGGAGAGGAGAGGAGGCUGCAGAAGACCUCAGGACACAUCCACUCCAGCCUUCCUCUCAGCGCCAACACUGCUCUGCCUCAUGUCAAACAGGAGGCGAUGGACAGGGAAGAAGAGGGGGGGCAGGGAAAGGAGGGCUCAGUGAAAGAGUCGAGGGUUCAGUGUUUUUCUAUGGCAGUUCAAUUCCCGCAGCUUAAAAGCGAGCAAGAGGACUCCAUCGCCGCCUGUCGUGAGCCCCACUUGGCCGGCCAGGGCCUGAGGCACGAAGAUGGUAUGAGCAGCCAAGCUCAAGGGUUCUACUCUGGCUCGGUCUCCAUGGACGGACCACAAAGAGCCAGUCAGUCCAGGCACGAGGGGGAAGACGCUGGAAAGUCCCCCGUCGACCCAGUCAGCUUCAAGGCCUCGUCAGAGCCAUGCCGCAGUAGCCUGGAAGUGUCCCUGAACUCCCCCUCCGCUGCAUCCUCACCCGGCCUCAUGAUGUCAGUCUCCCCUGUCCCUUCCUCCUCUGCCCCCAUAUCGCCCUCACUGCCCAACCCGCCCUCAACGAGCACCAACCACAGCCUGGACCCCAACCAGAGCCCUCCCUUCCAAAGCCCCAAACUCAAUAGAAGCAGCCAGAGACGCAAUGAGAAAAUGGCCAACCUCAAUAACAUCAUCCACAGGCUAGAGAGGGCAGCCAAUAGAGAAGAAACACUGGAAUGGGAGUUUUAAGCCCCGCCUUUCCUUGUAUUUAGUCCUGAUGACCCUCGCGGCACACUGGAGAGUCUAGAAUCUUCCUGAAGACUCUGAACGGAGCGUGGCUCCUGAAGGUCUGUCCUCAUGACUCACCACUCGAUAGGAAACAGGAACAAGUAGCUAAACAUGCGGCUCAACUCCCUGCAAGAACUAAAAAGUCGGGAGGGGGGAAAAAAAAAAAGAAUUUAUAAAUGUGUAUUUGUUUUUGAUAAUGCAUACUCCUUUGAAAUAUAUGUGACAGCAUUAGCUGUUGUUUUACCUUUUGGACUCGACAUGAAGACUUUUGCAGCUAUGGUGUCAUCAAAUGUACACUGAAGUUCUGUAGAUUGCCACUGGGUGAGAUUAAAAAAAGACCCCUGUCUUAAGCCAUUAAAAGCACUAGAACUAUUUGAAAAGAGACAUUGACCAAAUUUGCUACUUUUUGAAUAGCAAUUUUUCAGAUUUUGUCUGUAAGACUGGACAGUUUAAGUCAAGUAACAUGAAAUCCUAUUACUGACUGAGGGAUAGUCCUUUAAGACUCUAAAUAUUCAACAUCCUGUAUGUAUUGGUUUCUCGGUGAUAUGUUUUGAAAUAUUUGUAACUCACACGUAUAAAAUGUGGUUGUACAUGUUGUAGAAUUGUCUGCAAUAGCCUUCUCUAAACCUGAUGUAGCAUGGUACUCACCUGACCCUGUUAUCCUCUGUAGUUAGUCACCUGUGAUUAUACUUGAGCGAAAACAAGAAGAAAAAAAAAGUUGAAAACCCUGCGAAAAAUAAGAAAAAAGUAAACGUUCAAAUCUGAUAAGUAGAGUACUUUUAGUGUUUUCUUUUCUUUUCCUUGUUUUGAAUAAUCCUGGAGGUUUACAGUUUAAGGCCCUUGUGCUUCUGGCGGCACCGUUUACACGCUUUCUUUCAGACUUUACCUCUCUGACCCUCUUAAGGCACUGGUUCUCAGACUGUAACACCUGUUUUACCUCAGAUUAUGUUGACACACAUCCAGCUGUGACCAUGUGUUUCAUUCUUACACACAGAUAUGACCCACGCAUAUUUGAAUCAGUGGAGGAGAAAGUACUCUUCCGCGAUCACGAGAUAAAAAGCUACACCAGUCUUGUUUUUUUUUUGUUUGUUUGUUUUUUACAAAGAAUAUGCUGCUGUUUGAAGAGAUGGAGCGCUCAUGAUUCCUGCGUGUUAUGCUCCUCCUCAACCUGACUGAGUGCACUUUCUCAAAGUGCAUCUUUUACUGUAGCUACAACAACGUGUACUUGACCAAACAAUUCAACCUCUAAGUACAGUUAAAACUGUAGUGCGUAACUUUUAAAUACAAACAAAGUGUUCAAACCGUCGUCAGAUCACGUCACACAUCAGCUCUACAGGGUCUGGGUCUGGUCUGGUACAGCUCUGGCACACUUCAGGAACCUGCACCAGGAUUUUAACCAGCGAGCUUAACACUGUAAAGUCAGUCGUUCACUUGUGGAAACCAAAGACUACCUGGUUUUUCCCUUGUGAACCAUCAUGUUAUCACUUAUCAGAACGUGAGUGGGUCUUAGGGAGACUCUCACUCAUCUUUACUUCCUGCAUUGAUGACGUUUGGUGGAGCUUUGGUUCACUAUCUCUGUUUCUCAGUAUAGCGUAUGACGGAAAAUUCAAAGACCAUGACAAUGUUUCAGAGUUGAAUUGUACUGCUCAGAAAACAUGGUCGCAGUUUGACAGUAUUGUGGCUUCUUGUCCCCGCCCGUCCCUGCUCUGCUGGAGUAUACACACAAACGCUCCCUCAGUCAGGUCUGAUAGUUUUGCUUGAAAUUCCGUUGUGUUCAUGAAAACCAAACGGAGGUAGAAUAAUAACAUCAACAACAACAACAACAGAAGUUACGCACUGCAGCUUUAAGAUGGGCAGUCUGAGAGUGAUACUCCAGUGCUGAGAUGAGACCUCAUCUGGGGCUCCAAGCUCAGCAUGUGAGAGCAUGAUACACACAGUGUGACCUCUCAUCCACAUGAAAACAUUCAGUCUGUAAGUACACUGAAGGUUACAGGUAUCCCCUCAUAUUUAUCUUUAACCACUUGUGUAUUGUGUCCGUAGAAGUUUCUUUGUCAUGCUUGCAAAAAUGUUCUUUCUGUAUUUUGCCUCUAUUUUAUACUCAGAACAGUUAACUAGAUAUUCAAUACCUCGUGUAUGAACUACUUACAGCACUUAGAUUUUGAUAAUUGUGAGGAGAAAUUUCAAAUAUCAACAUUAUCCUAACUUAGUGUCCACACGUUUUUUGCCUUUACUGUAUCGUUGAAGUUGGUAGUAAACACUUGCACAUGUCUACAUAGUUCAAAGGACUUGGAUUGUAUUAUGUAGAGCUAUAUAUUACACAUUUACAAAAAAAAAAAAAAGAAUAAUAUCUUACAUUCUUGGAACAAAAUGUGCUGAUUUUAUUGAAAUAGAGUGUACAGAUUUAAUAAAUCAAACCCAUUUAAGCCAGUUCUGGUCUGGCAAGCUUGCCCACGUUUUAGACCUUCUCUCAGGGUAGUCUUGCUUUUUAAAGCUUUACUGAAACAGUUGCUGUCAUCAGUGAUUCCGACUAUGAUAUAAAAACAUGUGGUGUAGAGAAAGGCUUCAUUAUAUAUUAGACGGGCCUGUGGGAGCUGUAAGUACAGUAUAUGAGAAUUGGAACUUUGGGGAUAAAAAAAGCAGUGGUGUGUUGCUGUUUUGUAAUUCAUUACACACGAUGUGUCCAAGUGCAGCGCAGACUGAAGCUACCAGGACGAGGCUGAUGGGUUGCAUUUUUCCACAUCAGUGACUUUGCCACCAACGUUUUUUUUUUCCUCUGAUUUUUUCGUACCACCUUUUUUGUGCAUAAUAUACUAUAUGAUUAGAAGUUUAUGAGGCAUUUCUUUCACUGAAAUGUCGUUGUCUUUCAUGGUAACAUAUGUUGAAAAAAAGAAAAAGAAAAAAGAUUGAAAAUGUAUUUACCCAAACCAUUAUCUCUACAUGUAAAAGCUCACCUCAUUGUUUUUGCAUGCAAAUCCAUUCUGGUCACAGGACAAGGGAAGGGAUAGACUGUGGUUUUGUGUUGUUGUUCUUGCACAGGGAUUGAAUCAGCACUUAGUCUUUUUUCGUCUUUUUUUUUUUUAUUACAUUAGUGAAGUCCAUGCAUGAUGCAGCUGAUUAAUGUGGCUCUCACAAAGCCAUGAUGAAUCCAUUCAGAACCCCCAAAUGACCCGGUUAACUUUACUUGCAGCAGAUUUCAAUUCAAAAUUAAUUUUGUGCCAUAUCAUUAUGCCUCAGGCAGAAAUGCCUUGUGGUAACAUGUGAUUUAGGAGUGGUGUAGUGUGUAGGGCUUCAUCUCACCCACUUUGGAGAAAAAGCAAAGCUUUUUUUUUUGUAACAAUAGCCCUACACGUUAGAUGGCUUUUAUUUUAUAACUGACAUUUGUCACUAAAUAGAAAGGUAAAUGGUCAACACAAUUGUAAUGACUGCAUUCAGAAUUGAGAGUUUGUCACACUAAGAAAAUGUUUUCUUGGGAUGUGAGUGGUGAGUGAAUAAACAGGAAGUGUCCUGCAGGUUUGGUAACUGUUCAACAUGCCUCACAUGUCACACUAUGAAAUGUUAAAGAAUGGACUAAAUUAUGCCAAGCGUCUUGGAAUUGAAUUUGCGUAUGUAAGCCAUCAUUCAAUACAUAAUUGUUUAAGA